AUGGACGACGUGGAGCAGUUUUUGUCGGGCUGCGAGGUCGAUGCGGCCACGGCGCAGGAACUGCGGACGAGUUCAAGGGAGGUGCAGCGGCAGGUGCUGAGCUGCGGGUCCUUGAGCGCCUACGUUGCGAGCAAUGCUCGCAACCAGUCCUCCGUGCUCCGCGCCCGUUUGCGCGACGCCCGCGACGCCGCGGCCGCGCCGGCGCCGGCAACGCGACGGGAAAAGUUCCUCGAGAUUGUGCAGGAUCCCAACUGGGUGAAGGUGAGUGGGAUGCCGGGCAACACUGACGUGGACGAUGUCGUGUCCUUCUUCGACGCCAUGGACUUUCCGCCCGACAAGGUCAUCAUGGACCUGGACGGCUCCGGGGCUUCGGCCUUCGUUCGCUUCGCCACGGAAGGGGAGGUGACCGACGCCCUCCGGCGCCUCAAGAGCCAACGGCCCCUGGGCUCUGCCGUGCGUCGUGGACCGGCGGCAACGACGGCGGCGCCGCGGGGGACGCCGUACUGGUCCCCGGAGCCUGAAGCCAAGGAGUUGGAUGCAGUAGAGCAGUUCCUGUUGGACAACCCUGUCGAUGACAACGCAGCCCACCAGCUUCGCACCGCAGCGGUGGAGUUGCAGCAGACGGUGCUGAGCCGCGGCAAUUUGCGUGGUGUGCGCAAUCCCUCCGCUGCGCUGUUGGCGCGGCUGCGUGGCCAGGGGCCACCCCCGGUGGACGCGCGGCCGGAGCCGCCACGCAACGAGGAGGUGGAGGAGUUUCUACGAAGAUAUGGUCAGAGGCCCUGUCUUCAGUGGCUGUGGGAAACUUUAGCGCCAUGGAUGGUGGCGGAAGCCCAGAAGCGUCUCGGCGCGGCUGCAGGUGCUUGUGAUGACUUUGUCGCACGCUUUGUGCGAGAAGAGGCAACAAGAGGAAAGAGAUGGUCAAUGGAAGAGGACACUUCGGACGAGAUGGCCUCGGACACCAUGCGCCGUGCGCGGCGUGACGUGCAGGAGGCCAUCAUGGACAAGGGCCUGGACGGGGCCCUACAGGCGCGUUUGCGCGAACUGAGCCAGCGCAGCCGUUCGAGAUCCCCGCGCCGCGCUGGACAACCGCUGCAGGACGUGGCGGUGGAUUACUUGCUUCGCUACAACGUGGACCAGCAGGGCUGCGACGCCCUGCGCAGAUGUUCGCCACAAGUGCAGGAGAUGGUGCUUGAGAGAGGCUUGGAGGGUGCCUACAACCCAUCGUCCGCCCUUUCUGCACGCAUCAAAGAGAUGAAUCAGAAGGUCCGCGACAUGCCUCGUGGCGCCGGUGGCGCCGGUGGCGCCGGUGGUGCCGGUGGCGCCUCGCGUCGCUCCCCUCGGCGGCGUUCGGCGCCCAUUGGGCAAGCGCCAGAGAGGAAGGGAAAGGCCACGUUGAAGCAGGAGGUCGAGGAGUAUCUUCAAAGAUACAACGUGGACGGCUCUGCCUGCGAUGCCAUGAGAAAAUGCCCCCCGGAAGUGCAGGAGCAGCUAAUGGAACGUGGCUUAGAGGGGGCCCAGAACCCCUCCUCAGCACUUUUGGGGAAGAUCCGGGACAUCAGUCGGAGGUGCGAAUCCCGUUAUGGGAGAACAAGGGGGAAGAAUGUUUUUUUUUGA
Cladocopium goreaui is the source of this 1614-nucleotide messenger RNA. The record is from the annotation of a GenBank genome assembly. NCBI's taxonomy places the organism in Eukaryota, Dinophyceae, Suessiales, Symbiodiniaceae.